AGCAACAGAUGAUGACCGUGGUUCGUUCGGAGCGAUAUCGUACUCCCUAGGGUCUAGUUCUAGCAGCAUGGUACCGGCCCAGUUUACUGUCAACAAGGAGACUGGUCAGCUGUGUUCCAGCACCACACUGGAUCGAGAGCAGGGGUCAGGCAACUACGACCUCACCGUGACCGCUACUGAUGGGGGUGGUCAGAGUGCAGUGACCCGUGUGCGUGUGUAUCUGGAAGAUGUUAAUGACAACCGUCCAUCCUUCUAUCCGGUGCUCUACACCGUGAGCCUCAGCACCCAGAGUGCCCCCGGAACCUCCGUGACCAAGGUGACGGCCAACGACCCCGACGCUGGUGACAACGGCAGGGUGACCUAUCGCACGGUGCCGGGAGGAGGCUCCACCUUCUUCACCCUCAACAAGGACACAGGUGUGAUCUCUCUCGCGCGGUCGCUUCACGGUAAGGCCAACACCCUGGUCUCCAUGUUGAUCUCGGCGCAGGAUGGCGGUGGUCUGACGGCGCCGUUGAACGCCCGUGUCAACGUGAGCGUGGUCGGGGGCUCGGUGGCGCUCCCUCUGUUUGAACAGGCUCAGUACUACUUCACUGUGUCUGAGGAGGUCCUCAGGGGAACCGAGGUGGGCAAGGUCCACGCUGCCACCAAGACCGGUCCUUCCCAGGACAUCUCCUAUUCCAUCUCAUCCGGUGACCCAGAAGGUUAUUUCACCAUGGACUCUACCUCCGGGGCGCUCCGUUCCUCUGUCCCUCUGGACCACGAGGCCUGUCCCAGCCUCGACCUGGAAGUCCUGGCUCGCUACGGCUCUCCGCCCGCCUACGGAACCACUCGCGUACGCAUCACCAUCUCAGACGUCAAUGACAACGCUCCCUCCUUCCUUCCCUCCUCCUCCGAAUCCCUCCUUCUCCCGGAGGUGACUAAAAUGGGAACGGUGGUGUACCGGGUUCAGGCCACUGACCGGGACUCUGGUCCAAACGGUCAGCUGAGUUUUGACCUGGUCUCGAUCGGCACGGGGGGCAGUAGCGGUCAAAGGAUGUUUGGCGUGGACCGAGGAAGCGGGGAGCUGAAGCUGAUUGGUGAACUGAACUACGAAAGUGUUCCGCGCUACGACCUACAGGGCGCGGCUGGGGUGGGCAGGACUGGCAGUGCCACGGUGAGGGUCUCUGUGACAGAUGAGAACGACAACAGUCCCCGUCUGAGUCAGGAGAGGGUGUUUCUGGCUGUGACAGAGAACCUUCCGGCGGGCACGGGGUUCGGCCGCGUGUCGGCUACCGACAGAGACGCAGGACUGAACGCCAGACUGACCUUCAGACUCCUGCACACUGACAGACACUUCCAGAUCAACUCACACACAGGUGAGAUCAGUACCAGGUUAUCUCUCGACAGAGAGCAGCAGUCUAGCUACCAGCUGGUGGUUGUUGUACAAGACGGAGGCACGCCCCCUCGCAGCGCUACGGGUACUGCCCACAUCACUCUAUUGGAUGAGAACGACAACGCCCCUGUCUUUAACCACGCCCACCCCGACAGGGAACUGCUCAUACAAGUGAUGGAGGAAUCCCAGCCUGGCUCAGUCUUGGGGACAAUAACAGCUAAAGAUCCCGAUGAGGGAGAGAACGGAACACUCCAUUACUCACUGUCAGGUUCCAGAGUGGAGUGUUUCUCAUUGAACCCCACCACAGGAGAACUACGUUGCUCGUCCUCUCUGAGACACGCUGAGAGGGCUGAGUACAACCUGACAGUGUCAGCUUCUGACCACGGCACACCUCCACACACCUCUACCUGUCCCCUACGCAUUCAGGUCCUGAGUUCCAGUAAGUCUUCUGCCAAGAACACUCUGUCCAUGACUCUCAACUCAGUGGAGGGCGUCGCCCCAGGCUCUGUCAUUGGCUCUGUCCGGUCACAUGACCAGCGUGACACGCUGUCGUUGGACGGCCAGGUGACGUACGUGGUGGUGGGCGGGACGGACAGGAAGGGGACGUUCAUGGUUGACCGGGUUACGGGAGACGUGUACCUGGUCAGAGUACUGGACUAUGAGGAAGGAGACAGGUACACUCUGCAUGUGGAGGUAUCAGAUUUCACGCUGGCGUACCCCAGCAGUCACAGAGUACAGCUGGACAUUAACGUCCAAGACAGCAAUGACCACGCCCCCCAGUUCACAGAGGACCCCGUUACCAUAGUGAUACCAGAGAACACCCAGCCGGGAGCCUCCAUCUACACCUUCCAGGCUGUGGAUAAGGACGGCAGUGGUCCCAACAGCGAGCUGCGUUACUCAAUCCAGCACCGCUGGCCUGACUCCCUUCACCUCCUGACCCUUGACCCUUCCACUGGGGUCCUGACCUUGGGUCAGAAGUUAGAUCACGAGACCACGUCCUCCCUCUACCUGGUUGUCAGAGCGACCGACCAGGCGGAGGACGUGUCCGCGCGGCGCUGGGGGUCGGUGACGGCCCGGGUGUUUGUGACGGACGAGAAUGACAACGCUCCCGUGUUCAGCUCGUCCUCCGCCGUCAGUGUUAUGGAGGACCAGCCGGUCGGGUUCGUGGUUGUGUACGUGAUGGCUCGUGACGAGGAUGAGGGAGAGAACGGACGAGUGUCCUACAGCAUCCAAUUAGGGAACAGCGCUGGACGCUUCAGCCUCAACCCCAACACCGGCUCUCUGUCCAUUCUGAAGGCUCUAGAUCGUGAGAACCAGGAAGUGUUUAAUCUGACCAUCACAGCUGAGGAUCACGGGAUGCCCCAGCUGUCCACCAGUCAGGUUCUGUCUGUCCACGUGAUUGAUGUGAACGAUGAGCCGCCGCUGUUCCAGUGGGGGGAGCUAGAGGCGGAGGUCAGAGAGAACCAGGAAGCGGGAACCACGGUGAUCACCGUCACGGCAACGGACAGAGACCAAGGUUCUAAUGGCCAGGUGACAUAUGGAGGUGUAACAGAGGAAGGGUUCAGCAUCAACCCUGUGACAGGAGUCAUCAGCACUACCAAGACCCUGGACAGAGAGACUCAGGACCACUACACACUCACAGUGUAUGCCAGGGACGGGGGCCUGCCUCCUAACUUUGCCAAGGUGGUGGUGCGUGUGUUGGUGCAGGAUGAGAACGACAACGCGCCGGUGUUCGCCAGGCCCUGGUACGGCCUAGAGGUCCCUGAGAGCCAGAGCGCCGUGGAGCUGUGUAUUGUCAGGGCUGCUGACGCAGACACUGGCCCCGCUGGAGACAUUGAGUACAGGAUCACUGCUGGAGACCCAGACGGGAUCUUCCAACUCCAUGUCAGUUCAGGGGCCCUGUCCACGUCUCGUCCCCUGGAUCGGGAGCUGCGGGCAGGGUACAACCUGGAGGUGGUGGCCCUGGACCAUGGUUCUCCUGCUCUGAGCAGCACAGCUACAGUGGAGGUGAAAGUGUUGGAUGUAAAUGACAACAGUCCGGCCUUCAGCAGCAGCAGCUACACCGUAGACGUCUCAGAGGACGCUGCCCAGGGAACUACAGUCUUAGAGGUGACGGCCACAGACGCAGACGAGGGGGAGAACGGGAAGGUGCUGUAUUUCCUGAGUCAAGAGGCUCGGGGCACUUUCACCGUUGACGAAAACACUGGCUGUAUUACAACGGCAUCGCCGGUGGACCGAGAGAAGAGGGCGUCGUACAGCUUCCGUGUGUUCGCUGUGGACCUGUCACCUGCCGAGCCCAGAAACACAUCGGCUCAGGUAACCGUGACGAUCCUGGACAUAAACGACAACGCUCCAUUCUUCAUCCAAGACCCCCUCGUUGUCGAGGUCUCGGCCAGCCAAUCACAUCGGGUCCUGGCCACCAUGCGGGCCGAGGACAAGGACUUUGGCGCCAACGGCUCUGUGUUCUACCGUUUUGCCGGGCCAGUGAGGGGUUUCAGCAUCAACUCCCUAACAGGGGAGAUCCAGGGGACAGAGGGGAUAGACAGGCUGAGUCAGGCCCAGAGGACCCUCAUGGUGGAGGCUAUGGACCAGGGAACCCCGGCCCAGUCCAGCCUGGGGGUGGUGGUGGUCUAUGUGAAGGAACAGGUGUAUACAGGCAUCAGGUUCUCAAGGAACGCCAGAGACGUCAGCAUACAGGAGAACGCCGCCAAAGGUACGGCUGUAGCUCAGGAUCAGGCCCAGUACCCUGAUGGAACCAGAAGAGGGAUCAGCUAUAGUCUCUUCUCUGGAAACAGACUGCAGGCCUUCAGCAUCGGCACUAGCACAGGUGAAAUCUGGGUUCAGAGGUCGUUGGGUCUGGACUUUGAGGACACUCCGCGACUCCGCUUGGUAGUGAAGGCUGAGACGGCUUCGUCCAGCUCCUUCAUGGCCGUCAACCUGAUCCUGCAGGACAUCAAUGACAACCUGCCACGCUUCCAGCUCCAGAACUAUGUAGCCUACAUGAGAGAGGCCCAGGGUUACGACAUGCCAAUCAUACAGGUGGUGGCAGAGGACGUGGACCAGGGGCAGAAUGGUCAGGUGACCUACUCUAUCCAAUCAUCAGGAGGCAUGAGCGGCCUGUUCAAGAUCGACCCUGUCACAGGAAGCAUCACCACCGCCGCCAUCAUGGACAGAGAGAUCUGGACUCAGACCAGGCUGGUUGUCACAGCGACGGACAGGGGCAGCCCGCGAUUGGCCGGUUCGGCCACACUCACAGUGAUCAUCGUAGACCUCAACGACAACAGUCCAACAAUCCCUCUGCCCCGGGAGGUCCGCAUUCCUGAGAACACCCUGAUCGGCACAGAGAUCACCUUGGUAACGGGUAAUGACGUGGACUCCAGCCCGGCCCUGUCCUACAGCCUCCAGCUGGACGGGUCGUCCCAGGGGAAGUUUGGGAUUCACCGCUACAGUGGAGGGGUGUCUCUGACCGCCCCUCUGGACUACGAGGACAGGACCUGGUACACACUGACCGUCAGGGCUACUGACUCCCAACACCAGACUGAGGCUAAUAUCACCAUAUUGGUGGAGGACGUAAAUGACAACGCUCCUGUGUUCACACACGAUCUAUACCAGGUAACGCUGCCAGAACAUUCCCCGCCAGGCAGUCCCGUUGUCACUGUGACGGCGACUGAUCGUGAUUCGGGGGAGAAUGGAAAGGUCACCUACAGAGUGAUGUCGUCAACGCGAGGUGGCUUCUACGUAGACCCCAGCAACGGUACCCUGUUCAUCAGGGAGAGGUCAGAGUUUGAUCCAGAGAACCCGUCCGUCAGUGUGGUCAUCGAAGCCUGUGACGAGGGAUCCCCGCCCCUCUCGUCGUUCACCACAGUACAGGUCCAGCUAUCAGACGUCAACGACAACGCUCCCGUCUUCCACCAAUCAGAGUACAGGGCGACGGUGUUGGAAGACUCCAUCCCCGGGGCGACCAUCCUGACCCUGGAGGCCAUGGACGCUGAUUUCUCUCGGGACAACUGCGGCUUCGACUUCGCCAUUGCCAAUGGCAACACCGGGAACGUCUUCCAGAUCGAGAGCAGCGUGCGCUUCCUGGAGGGGCGGGGCUUCCAGACCGUAGGGACGCUCCUAUUGGCCGAAGUGCUGGACUUCGAGGCCGUGCCCCUCUAUAACCUGACGGUGGUGGUGUCGGACAGAGGGGUUCCACAGAGGAGUUCUAGCGUUGCCGCGGUGAUAACCGUUGGCGAUGUAAACGAUAACCCGCCGGCGUUUGGCAGGGCGGAGUACGCUGUGUCACUGAGUGAAGGAGCUGGCGCCGGGACAGAGAUAAUACGACUCACUGCCACAGACCCAGACUCUGCCCCCAACGCAGAGGUCCAGUACAGUAUCAGCUCAGGCGAUGAGAUGGACCUGUUCACCAUCGACCAGUGGACCGGGGCGCUGCGGUUACAGCGACAGCUCGACCGCGAGCACCAGUCCUCCCACGUGGUCAUCGUCCAGGCCUCGGAUGGCCACGGUCACGUCGCCCUGACCCCGAUCAGCGUAGAGGUCAAAGAUGUGAAUGAUAACAGACCGUUCUUCCCUAUCGAGACUCUGACGGCUAGCAUCAGAGAGAACCAGCCGGUCAACUCAGCCGUGACCAUACUCCACGCCAUAGACCACGACACUGGGAUGUACGGCCAGCUGAGAUACUACAUGGUGGAGCAAGGUCAAGGGUCAGGAGUUACAGGGCGAGAGGCCUUCACCGUGGACCAGAGUUCAGGAGAGGUCAGGGCUAAGAUGACUUUUGACUUUGAGAAGGUCAACUCAUUUAAUUUUGUUGCUCUGGCGAUGGACGCCGGUAACCACUCGGCCACGGUGACGGUCCAGGUGUACGUGACUGGUGAGGAUGAGUACGACCCACUCUUCGUCUCCCCAGAGUUCUCCUUUGAGGUUCCAGAGGGGGCGAAGAGGGGCCAGAGCAUCGGACAGGUCCAGGCAAACGACGAGGACGGAGGUGUAGAUGGUAUCGUCCUCUUCUCGCUCCCAAGCUCCUCCCUGUACUUUGACGUCAACAAAACAACCGGGGUGGUUUUCCUCAAGAUGGACGGGUCUUCUAGUCGCAGCAGCAGCAGCGGGUUAGGGGGGCGGUCCAAAAGGGAGACCAGGACAAUGACACUGGACGUUCACGCCCACAGCCCUCUGGACACGUCCCGGGUCACCACGGCCCAGCUGACCAUCGAUGUGACCAACACGUCCUUCGGCCUGGGGGCAGACCUCAACGUCCUGCUGAUUAUCAUCAUCGCCGUGUCCCUGGGGGUCGUCGUGCUACUGGUGGUCAUAGCGGUGGUCAUCUUCCUGCUCAAGUCAAAGAGACGCAGGAAGAACAAAGGACAGGACAACAGUGCCGUGGCCUCGGGAACCACUCUGCAGAAACUGGACGAUUCCAAAUCUGGAGGAUCUGAGAGGAUCUAUCAUCAGACGUUACCAGGGUACGCCGGCGACCAAGGUGGAGCAGGGGCCGGGCCCUACCCCCGGGGGGGUUCCCUUGACCCCUCCCACUCCAGCGGGCGUGGCUCAGCCGAGGCGGCGGAGGACGAUGAGAUCAGGAUGAUCAACGAGUACCCCCGCGUAGCGUCCAUCUCCUCGUCCAUGCAGGAGCACAUCUCAGCCCGCGGGCCGGACUCUGGCAUCCAGCAGGACGCUGACCAGCUGUCGGACAUCUCCUGUGAGCCGGCCGCCCUGGAAGGAAGCACCUGGUUCAAAGGCAAGAAGCUGGGAGGGAGUCUCAGCGGGACCAUGCUGUCUGGACAGCUACCUGUCUACAGAGACGAGCUGGGAGGAGGGUACCUGGGGGUGGGGAGGGGACUCAACGUCUCCCAUCCUAAAGAUUACGCCUUUCCAGAGGACGGGAAGCCCUCUGUAGACGGGUCCCUGACAGCCAUAGUGGCCAGUGACGAAGAGCUAAGGGGCAGUUAUAACUGGGAUUACCUGCUCAACUGGUGCCCUCAGUUCCAACCACUAGCCAACGUCUUCACGGAGAUUGCCAGGCUCAAAGACGAGACAGCCCCACAGAACCAGACCAACCCACGCCAGCCCUUCCAGCCCAAAGCCAAGACGGACCCCAAGCCUCGCAUCGACCCACCGCCCCUCAUCACUGCCGUGGCCCACCCUGGGGCCAAGUCCGUCCCCCCGAAGGUCCCUGUCAUCGGACGCACCUUCCCCCACCUGGCCACCCUACGGCGGUCCCCCAUCAGCCACGAGGGCUCCAUCUCCUCAGCAGCCAUGUCCCCCAGCUUCUCCCCCUCUCUCUCCCCCCUCGCCGCCCGCUCCCCCGCCGUCUCCCCCUUCGGAGUAACCCAGGGCCCCUCGACCUCCAUGAUCAGUACCAGGGAUCCCAUGCUGGACCACAGCCCCGAUCACGAGAUGAGGAUCUGAGGAUGACGUUGUUUUAGGUUUUUUAGAGACGUUUCUAUAAUUUAUGUUUUAUCAUAUGACAAAGUAAAGGGUGCUGAGAUCGGGAUGUUAUAUCAGCUCCUAUGACACGUGAGAAAGGAAGUGUUUUUGGCUUUAGAGACAUGUUUCUCUGAUGUAGUUUUAAAAAAUAAUCUGACAAUGUGAUUGGUUCUCAGAUAUGAACCUUAUUUCAGCUCCUAGGACAGAUGAGGAGAUGAAGGAAGUGUUUUCGGCUUUAGAGACGUGUUUCUCUGAUGUACUUUCUCAGAUGAUUUUUAGGCCAUAUUUCUUCACAACGGAAGAGGAAUAUAGUGUGGGAACAUUUUGUAUUAGUGAAGUGAUUGCCAAGAUUGAGGCUCAAUAAGAUGAACACUAAUAUGAUGAGAUAGGUCAUAUUCACCCUCUUUUCUGAAGGGGCAUGUGGAUUAUCAUUUUCUACAGGAUGUUAUUUCUCACCCUAUGAGUCCUUAGACCUAGUUAUCCCGCUAUGCAGUGGUGGACCAUGUUGUGGGGUUGGGGAGGUUAGCAUUGACAACAGACCAGCCAUCUCCUUCCCUACUUGUACAUCAUGACGCAGGCCUCUGAGAAUUGCCACAGGGUUAGGAGAUUACCCAAGAUUACCCAACCUCUUGGCUUCGAACAACCAUAAACUGACCUAUCGGCUGCAGACUGACCCUCCCUGCAGACAGAAGGCCCUCAGUAGAGAUAAACUGACCUAUCGGCUGCAGACUGACCCUCCCUUCAGACAGAGGCCCUCAGUAGAGAUAAACUGACCUAUCGGCUGCAGACUGACCCUCCCUUCAGACAGAGGCCCUUCGUAGAGAUAAACUGACCUACCGGCUGCAGACUGACCCUCCCUUCAGACAGAAGGCCCUUAGUAGAGAUAAACUGACCUAUCGGCUGCAGACUGACCCUCCCUUCAGACAGAGGCCCUUCAUAGAGAUAAACUGACCUACCGGCUGCAGACUGACCCUCCCUUCAGACAGAAGGCCCUUAGUAGAGAUAAACUGACCUAUCGGCUGCAGACUGACCCUCCCUUCAGACAGAGGCCCUUAGUAGAGAUAAACUGACCUACCGGCUGCAGACUGACCCUCCCUUCAGACAGAAGGCCCUCAGUAGAGAUAAACUGACCUAUCGGCUGCAGACUGACCCUCCCUUCAGACAGAAGGCCCUCAGUAGAGAUAAACUGACCUAUCGGCUGCAGACUGACCCUCCCUUCAGACAGAAGGACCUCAGUAGAGAUAAACUGACCUAUCGGCUGCAGACUGACCCUCCCUUCAGACAGAAGGCCCUCAGUAGAGAUAAACUGACCUACCGUCUGCAGACUGACCCUCCCUUCAGACAGAAGGCCCUCUGUCAUGAAGUCCAUAGACACAGUAGAUUUUCAGUCGUUUUCAGGUCCCUCCUCGCUGGCUGGUCAGAGAGAUAAAGGAUUCCACUAUUCCAGACUUCCGUCUCUUCACAUUCUAGAUCUCCAUUAAAGACUUCAGUGUUCCGUUGCGGUGUUCUCACAAACAAACGGACUGCUUUACAUAACAAAACAAAAUGGCUGCUUUCAAAAUGGCUGACGUUUGCCGUUCUGUGGAUCCAAUGGACCAAGUACAUGUGUGUUGAAAAAUACAUUAUAAACGAGCCAGUGUUUUGUACAUUGGAAACAAGGACCUGAGGCUAAUGUUUUCCUUUGUUGCUACGGAAGACGCAUUCUUUUCUUUUGCUUGUAUUUUUUAUAUAUUUUUAUAUUGACCUUUUGAUUUUCUGAUUUGAAAUGCCAGGUUAUCGUUUCAUUCUAUUUAGAUAUAUGUAUAUUUGUAUGUGUGUGUAUGUACGCCAGCCACAUUAUCUAUGUGUUUUUCCUGUCAUAGAUUUUAGAGAGCCAUCAUCUUAUGUCUUUGUGGACUCGUGACAUUUUUGUGACGUGAGUGAGUGGGGAACAUUUUGUGUUUUGAUAAUUAUUUAUAUGAAGGAACUGAACUGCUGGCCAUGUCGACACCACGUUCACUUGUCACCAUGCUGUAAUUGUAUCUGGAAAACGUUGUUUUUAUUUUCUUGUCAGAAUGUAGAUCUUCUCAAAAUCCCGGCAAAGCGAUGUAAAGACGAUCGGAGAUCAUUGGUCACUGCCCUCAAACUCUUGUCACCAAAACCAGACCUGUCCUCCUUGUUAGUAAACUGUUAUAACUGAUAUGUAGCGGAGGUGAACCGGACUCACGCUCUUGUGAUGAAAAUCUGCGUCACCCCGGUCCAAGAGGGAAUGUCCUCUUGGCUUAAUGUUUAAGACGUUGGUUUUCCAUGCUGGAGACCAGGGUUCAGAUCCUGCCUGUGACCUAUACACUCGACUCAGUGGAAGUAAACUGGCUUACACAGCAGCACACAUUCUCCACGGAAUUCAUGGAGAAUUCCAUUUCCUGUUCACCUCUUGUGUCUUUUGUAAUGAAGUGCUUCCGGCUCAACACAAAGGUCAAUGGUGUGAUGUCAUCGCUCCGUGCGAUUACUUGUAAACUGAGAAGUGGUUCAACUUCAUACCAUAGAAAUACAAUGCAUAGAACAUAGAUUGUAGAAUGGUUAAAAGGGUUUACACAACUACUUUUAAAAGUAGCAGCACAAGAAUUUAACUUCAUUUAGACCUGUCACGCUCCCAAAUGGUUGCUUCCAAAAUCAACAUACUGUGUGUUCUAUCUAUGCAUUCUAUUUCUAUGGUUUCAGUGCUCCAGUUCUAGCUCUGUCGUUAGAUGUGUUUUUACCAGGAGGUAGGGUAGGUAGACGGGGUUAUCCAGGGUCCAUGAGUUUCUCUCAUCCCCCACCCUCUGUGUCCUCUCCGUGUCCUCUCUACGAUCCCAUUGUUUGGGCUCUGUCCUGGACAUCUGUUAACCUAGCAGGCCAGAGGGCACACAGCUUUACCGCAACACUAGAUGUGUCCCAAAUUGCACCACAUUCCCUAUGUAAUGCAUUACUUUUGACCAGAGGGUUCUGUUCAGAGGGUCCUGUUCAGAGAGUUCUGACCAGAGGGUUCUGUUCAGAGAGUUCCGACCAGAGGGUUCUGACCAGAGGGUUCUGUUCAGAGAGUUCUGACCAGAGGGUUCUGUUCAGAGAGUUCUGACCAGAGGGUUCUGACCAGUGGGUUCUGACCAGUGGGUUCUGUUCAGAGGGCACUAUAUAGGUAAAAUGGUGCCAAUUGGGACACACAGACUGUCUUCUCCAGUAUUACAUUUCCUGUUGUUUAGUUCAGUGUGUGUUGAGUCAGGGGUGAUCAGCAGCAAUGUGAUGCUCUCCUGUUCCUCACAUGCCGCUUUCAAAUCAACUGGGAACUCCAAUCCUCGUAAAUCUCAGACUUUUGAAUUCAGUGCAUUCAAAACGGCUGGGAACUCUUCGCGAGCUCCGAUUGGGGGAAAAUGGUUUUGAACGGUCGUCCAACGUAGAAUUCCAAGUCUUUCUAGAGCAUUGACUUUCCGACCCUGAAGAUCACUGACGUCAUGAUUUGACAUAGGUAUUUUUCAGAGUUGCCAGUUGUCUUGAAAGCACCAUAAGGGAUAGUUUGUGGAACUCUGCUGUGCUGCAUGCCUGGUGAUUUAAGUCUACCAUACCAACAACUGUCUGCCUGCCUCUCGCUAACCUGGCGCUAACUCUGUCAGCCCACUAAACGGGCGGCAGGUAGCCUAGUGGUUAGAGCGAUGGGCCAGUAACCAAAAGGUCAAAUCCCCGAGCUGACAAGGUAAAAAAUCUGUCGUUCUGCCCCUGAACAAGGCAGUUAACUCACUGUUCCCCGGUAGGCCGUCAUUGUAAAUAAGAAUUUGUUCUUAACUGACUUGCCUUGUUAAAAUAAAGGUUUAAAAACAUG
Messenger RNA from Oncorhynchus keta (chum salmon), 11627 nucleotides. RefSeq names its product dachsous cadherin-related 1b (gene dchs1b). The record is from RefSeq and is a predicted model, not a curated record. The coding region runs from base 68 to 7777 and encodes 2569 amino acids. Gene Ontology annotation, cellular component: catenin complex; plasma membrane. NCBI's taxonomy places the organism in Eukaryota, Metazoa, Chordata, Actinopteri, Salmoniformes, Salmonidae. Gene Ontology annotation, molecular function: cadherin binding; calcium ion binding. The transcript has 27 exons. Gene Ontology annotation, biological process: homophilic cell-cell adhesion.